AUGGGGAACCCAACCUCUAAGCCCAUUUCAACAACUGAGUCUUCAACUGAUUUCCUGGAACAAACAAUAAGGUUGACGACUGGCAAACCAUCCUCUCCACAACUUACUACUGGCGAGCUGUCAACUGACUUCCUGCCCGAGACUACAGACGUCAUGACAAGGGAAGCCAGCUCUCGGCCUCUAACAUCUGAAGUGACCUCUGUGCCCAUUUCAACAUCUGACUUAUCAACUGACUUCCACAAGGAGGCUACAGAAGUUACAGCAGGAGGAGCAGCCUCUGAGCCUCUUUCAACAGCCGUGUCUUCAACAGACAUACUGCCCGAGACUACCGAAGAUACAAAGAGUGAUGAAGCAAUCUCUAAGUCAAUUUCAACAGCUGAGACUUCUACUGAUUUCCGCGAAAAAGCAACAAUGGUUAUGACAGGGAAACCAUUCUCCCCGCCACAUUCUACAGGCGAAAUGGCAACUGACUUCCAGGCUGAUACUACAGAAGUGACAACGCUGGAACAAAGCACUCGCCCGCUUUCAAAUGUCAUUACAUCAAGUGACCUUUGGGUAGAGACUACGGAACAGGCGACAGUGGAACCGGUUACACGGCAGGGGACAGGGGAACAAACCUCUCAGCCUCUUUCUACAACCUUGCCAUCAACUGACUUCGUAGUUGAGACCAAGGACUUCACGACCAGGGAACUGACAACUGAGGAUGUUUCUACGAUCAAAUCUUCAACUUAUAAUUCGGCAGAAAAAAACGCAUCACCAAAUACGUUUUUGACUGAUGCCACGGAUGCGGGAACAGUGAAACAAACAUCAUGGGCCAUUUCAACACCUGAGUGGUCAACUGACUUCUCGACAGAGACGACAGAAAGUCUGGCACAGAAAGGAACCUCUCGGCCUUUAUCAUCUGAAGUAACUUCUGAAAUAAUUUCAGCCACAAAUGUGUCUACUGACAUCCUCAAAGGUGCUACAGAAUUUAAAACAGGUGAACCAAGCUCCCGGCCUGUUUCUGCAACCGAGUUUCCAGCCGACUUCCCGACGGAGACUACCGAAGCUACGCCGAAGGAACUAACCUUCAAGCCCACUACAACAAUCGAGUCUUCAACUGACUUCUUCAUAGAAGCAACCGAAUAUUCUUCCCCAAAAAUUACCACAGAAAAACCAACCUCAGGAGCAUUUUCUUCCGCACCGAUGUCAACCGACUUCGUGGCAGAGACUACAAACGAUACGACAAGGGAAGAAACAUCUCACCUGCCAUCAGUUGAGGUAACUUAUGAGCCCAUUUCCACAACCGACUUAUCAACUGACCUCAACGCAGCCACUGAAGCUACAGCAGCAGAACCAAGCUCUCAGUCUCUUUCUUCAACUGAGUUUCAAACUGACUUCACAACCGAGACUUCCGAAGCUACACCGAUGGAACCAACCUUUAAGCCCAUUACAACAACCAAGUCUUCAAGUGACUUCUUCAUAGAAUCAACCGAAUACUCAUCCCAAAAAAUUACCACAGAAAAAACAAUCUCUGGAGCCUUUUCUACAAUACAUUUCUCAACCGACCUCUUGGCAGAGACUACAGGAGAUACGACAGGAGAAGGAACAUCUCGGCCCUUGACAACUGAGGUAACCUAUGAGCCAAUUUCAACAACCAACUUAUCAACGGACCUUAUCGCGGAAAUAGAAGUUACAACUACAGCAGAAAAAACCCUUCAGCCCCUUUCUGUAACGGGGUUUUCAUCUGACUUCUCGAUCGAGACUACCAAAGUUAUACCAAGUGAACCAACCUCUAGGCCAACUGCAACAACCGAGUCUUUAACUGACUUCUUCAGAGAAACAACCGAAUACUCAAUCCCAGAAUUCACCAUGGGAAAACCAACAUCUGGUGGUAUUUCUACAGCAGAGUCUUCAACUGACCUGGAUGAAACCACUGGAGGUACUGGAGGAAAACAAUCAUCCCCGCCGCUUUUCAAUUACAAACUGUCAACAGACUUCCUGGCAGAUACUACAGAAAAUGCGAUUAAAUCAACUUAUUAUGACAUUACUGCAACUGAUACUUCAACUUCCAUCGAAAUAUCGACAGAAGAUACUUUUUCUCCAACUAGUGCAUUCUCUGAAGAGGCAACCGACAUCACAACAAAACCUCUAUCAACUUCUGAGUCUUCAUCCGAUUUCACAGCAGAGCCUUCAAUACCAACAAACGCAUUCUCUGAAGGCACAUCUAGUGUCACAAUAGAGACUGCAUCGACCACAAUCUACCUACCCACACCCGAGUCUUCAACUGAUUUGAAAGCAGAAACGCCUUCACCGACUAGUGCAUUUUCUGAAGAGACAACUGAUGUCACAACAGGGUCCAUAUCGACACCAGAUUACCCAUCAACUUCUACGUUUUCAUCGGAAUUGACAGCAGAGGCUUCUACGCCAGAUAAGGCAUUCACUAAAGGGACAACCGGUAUAACAGCAGUGUCAUCUACAGACUACCUAGCACCGGAGGCAUCGGAGGCAUCGGAGGUUUUAACAACAAGAGAUUUCCAAUCAACUUCUUCGUCUUCCUCCGAUUUCGCAGCAGAGGCUUCUGCUCCGAAUAACGCAUUCUCUAAAGGGACAACCAGUGUCACAACAAAGACCAUAUCGACAACAGACUACAUACCAACAUCCGAGUCUUUUACUGAUUCGAUAGCCGAAGCUCCAUCAUCAACGAUUGCAAUCUCUGGAGAAACAACUGACGUCACAACAAGGUCCAUAUCGGCCACAGACUACCAACCAAGAUCUGAGCCUUCGACUUAUUUCAUAGCGGGGACUCCUUCACCAACCUAUGCAUUAUUUGAAGAGACAACCGAAGUAACAACAGAAUCAGUAUCGAUAACAGACAAUCUUACCACGGCUGAGUCUUCAAGUGAUUCGACAGCAGAGACUUCUACACCAGCACAUGCAUUCUCUGAAGAGACAAGUAGUGUCACAACAAUGUCUAUAUCGGCUACAGACUACCCUUCAACAUCUGAGCCUUCAACUGAUUUCAUAGCAGGAACCCCUUCACUGACUAAUGCAUUCUCUGACGAGGCAACCGAUAUGACAACAGAAGAUUCAACAACCAGAGAUUUUCUAUCAACUUCUGCGUCUUCCCCUAAUUUCGCUGCAGAGCUUUCUACACCGAAUACUGCCUUCUCUGAAGGGACAACCAGUAUCACAACAGAGACUUUAUCGAAAACAGACAACAUACACACGUCCGAGUCUUUCACUAAUUUGAUAGCCGAAGCUCCAUCAUCAACGAUUGCAUUCUCUGGAGGGACAAUGGACGUUACAACAGGGUCCAUAUCGACACCAGACUACCUACCAGCAUCUGAGUUUUCGACUGAUUUCAUAGCAGAGACUCCUUCAUCGACCAUUGCAUCCUCUGAAGGGACAACCGAAGUAACAACAGAAUCAGUAUCGAUAACAGACAACCUUACCAAGCCUGCUGAGUCUUCAACUGAUUUCAUAACGGAAACUUUUUCACCAACCAAUGCAAUAUCUGAAAAGACAACCGAAGUAACAACAGAAUCAGUAUCGAUAACCGACAGUCUUACCACGGCUGAGUCUUCAAGUGAUUCGACAGCAGAGACUUCUACACCAGCUUAUGCAUUCUCUGAAGAGACAAGUAGUGUCACAACAGUGUCUAUAUCGGCUACAGACUACCCUUCAACAUCUGAGCCUUCAACUGAUUUCAUAGCAGGAACCCCUUCACUGACUAAUGCAUUCUCUGAAGAGGUAACCGAUAUGACAACAGAAGAUUCAACAACCAGAGAUUUUCUAUCAACUUCUGCGUCUUCCCCUAAUUUCGCUGCAGAGCUUUCUACACCGAAUACUGCCUUCUCUGAAGGGACAACCAGUAUCACAACAGAGACUUUAUCGAAAACAGACUACAUACCGACAUCCGAGUCUUUCACUAAUUUGACAGCUGAAGCUCCAUCAUCAACGAUUGCAUUCUCUGGAGGGACAAUGGACGUUACAACAGGGUCCAUAUCGACACCAGACUACCUACCAGCAUCUGAGUCUUCAACUGAUUUCAUAGCGAAGACUCCUUCACCGACCAUUGCAUCCUCUGAAGGGACAACCGAAGUAACAAAAGAAUCAGUAUCGAUAACAGACAACCUUACCAAGCCUGCUGAGUCUUCAACUGAUUUCAUUACAGAAACGUUUUCACCAACCAAUGCAAUAUCUGAAGAGACAACCGAAGUAACAACAGAAUCAGUAUCGAUAACAGACAACCUUACUAAGCCUGCUGAGUCUUCAACUGAUUUCAUUACAGAAACUUUUUCACCAACCAAUGCAAUAUAUGAAGAGACAACCGAAGUAACAACAGAAUCAGUAUCGAUAACAGACAGUCUUUCCACAGCUGAGUCUUCAAGUGAUUCGACAGCAGAGACUUCUACACCAGCUUAUGCAUUCUCUGAAGAGACAAGUAGUGUCACAACAAUGUCUAUAUCGGCUACAGGCUACCCUCCAACAUCUGAGCCUUCAACGGAUUUCAUAGCAGAGACUCUUUCCCCGACUCAUUCAUUCUCUCAAGGGCCAGCCGAAUUCACAACGGAGGCUAUAUCGACGGUGAAUUACCAACAAACACUUGCGGAAUCAACUAAUUUCAUCGGAGAGACUCCUUCACCAACAAAUGCUUACUCUGAAGAAACAACCGAUUUCACAACAGCGUCCGUAUCGACAAGAGAAUCCUUGCCACCAGCUGAGGUUACGACUGAUUUCAUAGAAGAUACUCCUUCACCAACAUAUGUAACCUACGAGUCCUUGUCGACAGCAGAUUACCAACCCACAUCUGAGACUCAUUUCACACUAGGAACAUCUUCACCUACUGAUCGAUCUUCUGAAGGAACAACCAAAUUCACGACAGAGACCUUAUCAGGAACAGAUUACGAAACCACAACUGAGGCUUCAACUGAUUUCAGAGCAGAGACUCUUUUACCAAUCAGGACAUACAACGAAAGGACAACCGAUGUGACAAGUGAGUCCCUAUUGACAACGGACUACCUUUCUAUAUCAGAUAUCUCAACAGAUUUAAGUGCAGAAUCUCCGUUACCAACAUUAGGAUCUUCUGAAGGGACAUACGAUAGCACAACAUCGUCAGCAGAUUAUUCGACCAUACCUGAGACUUCAACAGAUUUAAUAUCAGAGUCUCCAAUACAAACUGAUAGAUCUUCGGAAGGUACAAGCGAAGUUAUAAUAGAGUCUAUAUCGACAACGUAUGAUCAACCCAUACCUGAGACUUUGACUGGUUUCCCAUCAGAGUCUCCUCUGCCAACAACUGUAUCAUCUGAAGGAACUACCCCAAUCGCUACCAAGUUCAUAUCGACGACAGGCGACAUGUCCACAUAUGUGGCUUCAACAGACUCCAUAGCAAAGUCUCCUACACAAAAUGAUCGACCCACUGAAUGGACAACCGAAGUCACAACAGAAUCCUUAUUGAAAGAUUACCUAACCACAUCAAAGUCUUCAGCUGAUUUCAUUGUACAGACUCCUACACCGACUGAUCGAUCUAUUGAAGAGCUCACAGCAGUCACAACGGGGUCGUUAUCGACAACAGACUAUCUCUCAACACCUGAGACUAUAUCGAUAACAGGUUACCACCCAACAUCUGAACCUUCAACAGAUUUUAAUUCAGAUUCUCCCAUACCAACUGAUCAAUUGUCUGAAGGCACAGCAGAGUCUGUAUCAACUGCUGAUACCCUACCCACGUCUGAGUCUUCCACUGUUUUCAAAGCAGAAGUUUUAUCAUCAGCUAGUACUCUCUCUGAAGGUACAACUGACGUCACAGCGAGGUCUUUAUCUAACACAGACUACCUACCAACAUUUGAACCUUCGACUGAAUUCAUAGCAGAAACUCGUUCACCUACUGAUGUAUCUUUUGAAGGGACAUCCGAAGUCGCAACUGAAUCAAAAACGAUAACAGACGAUCUGCCAACACCAGAAACUUCAACAUAUUUCAUACCACAGACUCAAAUACCAACUGUUAAAUCUUCCAAAGGGACAACUGGAUAUUCCUUAUCAACAGCAGAUUCCCUACCAACAACAGAGGUUUCAACUGAUUUCAAAGCAGAUAAACCUUCACUAGCUUACACAACCUCUGAAUUUACAACCGAAGUCACAACAGAGUCUAUAUCUACAACAGAUUACCAACUAACAUAUGAGUCUUCAACAGAUUUCAUUCCACAGUCUCCUUUUCCAACUGAUCGAUUUUCUGAAUUCACGACCGACGCCGUCACAACAGAUUCCCAAACAAUAUCAGAGUCUUCAAAUGCUUACAUACCACAGACCCCUUCACCAACUGAUAGAUCUUUUGAAGGUACAACUGAGGUCACGGCAGAGUCCUUAUCAACACCAGAUUACCAUACCACAUCUGAGGCUUUAACUAACUUAGCGGAGACUCCUUCAACAACCAAUGCACAGUCUGAAGAAACAACCAAUAAAACAGCCGAAUACUUAUCGACAACGGACUACCUUACGACAUCAGAUAACAUAUCAGAAUUGCACGCAGAAUCUCCUUCACCAACUAUAGAAUAUCCCGAAGCCAAAGGCACAUCCGAAAUUUCAACAGAGUCAUUAUCAACAAAAGACUUCCUGUCCUCGAAUGAACAUUCAACAGAUUUCAUAUCAAAGUCUCCCGCACCAACUGGUCGAUUAGAACAGACUCUUUUUCCAAGCAGUGCAUACUCUGAAGGCGCAACCGAAGUCACAACGGAGUCAAUGUCGACAUCGGAUUACUCACUUAACACAUCUGAAACCUCGACUGAUUUCCUAGCAGAGACUACUUCACCAACGACUACAUUUUCAGAGGAGACCACUGAUGUUACAACCAAAUCAAUAUCGACAACAAAAUACGUACUCACAUCUGACAUUUUAACUGACUUCAGAGCAGAGACAUCUACACCAACUAAUGAAUUUUAUGAAGUGACAGAAAUUCCUACGACAAUAGAUCGAUCGUCAAAAGCGACAAGCAAUGUUGGUGAAGGUACAACCAACCUCACGACAGUGUCUUUAUCGACAGAAGCUUACAUUCCCACAGCUGAGGCUUCAACUGAUUUCAUAGAAGAGACUCCUUCACCCACUGAUCGAUCCCCCGAAGCGCCAACCGAGGUCCCAAAAAAAUCUUUAUCCACAACAAUUUACAAACCCGCUUUUGAAGCUUCGACGUAUUUCAUAGCAGAGACUAUUUCACCAACCACUCCCUAUUCUGAAGGGACAACCGAAGUGACCACGGAAACUAUAUCGACCGAAGAUUACCUAACCACAUCUAAGACAUUGACUGAAUUUUUAGCGUGGACUCUUUCACCAACCAGUGCAUUAUCAGCAGAAAUAACUGACGUUACAACAGAAUCAACAUCGCCAACAGAAUACCGACCAACAAAUGAGAUUUCAACUGACUUCAGGGCAGAGACGCCUUCACCAACAAAGGAUUUAUAUGAAGAGUCAGAAAUUCCUACCACUAUUGCUAGAUCAUCAGAAGCUACAAGCAAAGUGGCUGAAGGGACAGCCAAACUCACAGCAGGGCCUUUAUCGACAAAAGCUUACGCACCUACCAAUGAGGUGCCAACUGAUUUCAUGGGAGAUACCUCUUCACCAACUAAUCGACCUUCUGAAGAGACAACUGAAGUCACGAGUAUGUCUGCAUCGACAACAGUUUACAAACCCACCUAUGAAGCUUCAACUGAUUUCUUAGAAGAGAUUUUUUCACCAACUAGUACCUACUCUGAAGGGACAACAGAAGCAACCAUAGAGUCUAUAUCGACAGCAGAUUACCUGACCUCAUCUGUGACGUCGACUGAUUUCGGAGCAGAGACUCCUUCACCAACGAAUGCAUUAUCAGAAGAGACAACAGACGUCACAACAGCAUCGAUAAUGACCACAGAAUAUCUACCCACAUCUCAGAUUUCAACGGACUUCAGAGCAGAGACACCUUCACCAACUACUGAAUUCGAGAAAGAGAACUUUACCAUAAUUCCUUCACCAACAGAUCGAUCUUUAGUAGGGACAAUCAAAUUACCCACAGAGUCUGUGUCGACAACAGAUACCGAUUUCAAAGUAGAGACUCCUACAAAAACUAAUGCAUCCACUGACGGAACAGCCAAUGUCACAACAGAGUCUAUAUCGACAAUAGAAUACCUACCCACAAAUGAUGAGGCUUCAACUAAUAUCAUUGCAGAGGUUCCUACAUCAACUGAUCGAUCUUCUAAAAGGACAACCGAUAUUACAACGGAGUCUCUGUCGACAACAAACUACAUCACCUCACCUGAGACUUCAACGGAUUUCACAUCAAAGAGUCCUACACACACUAAUCAAACUUCUGAAGGGACAGUCGAAGUUACAACAGACUCCAUAUCGAUAACAUCAGACACAUCAACUGAUGUCAGAGAACAGUCGCUUUUACCAAAUAAUCAAUCUUCUGAAGGGACAACCAAUGUCACAACAGAGUCGUUAUCAACACCCGAUAAUCUACAAAAUGAGUCUUCGGCUGAUAUUAUAGCAGACACUCCUUCACCAACUGAUUACUCUUCUGAAGGGACCAUAGAUGUUUUUGUGACAAGGGACUAUCUGUCAACACCUGACUUUUCAACCAAUUUUAUUACAGAGACUCCUUCACCAACUCACCGAUCUUCACAAGAAACAACUAAAAUAACUGCCGAAUCCAUAUCGACAACAGACUAUCUGCCAUCUACAGUUGAGACCUCGGCAGAUUUCAUAGGAGAGUCUUCGACACCAAGUGAUCAAUCCUCUUAUGUGACAUCCGACGUCUCUACAGAGUCCUUAUUGACAACAGACAGUAUGUUCUCAUCUGGGACUUCAACAGGAAUGAUAGCAGAAACUACCUCGCCAACUGCUCAAUCUAAUUGGACAUAUGAUAUCACAACUGAAUCCUCAUCGCAAUCAGAUCACAUGUCUUCACCUGACACUUCAACAAAUUUCAUAGCAGAGUCUCGUAAACCAAGUGAACAGUCUUCUGAAGAGACAACGGACCACAUGACCUCACCAAAGCCUUCAACAGAUUUCACAGCAAAGAGCCCAACACCAAGUGAUCGAAUUUCUGAAGUGACAACAGAGACCACAUCGACAACAGACUUCCUGUCUGCACAUAUGACAUCAUCGAAUUUCUUUGAAGAUUCACAAGAUCGAUCUUCUGAAGGGAUAACUGAUGUCACAACAGAGUCUUUUUCGACAUUCGAUCAUUUACCAACUGAGUCUUCAAAGGGUUUCACAGCAGAGACUCUUUCACCAAGUGAUCGAAUUCCACAAAGGACCUCCGACGUAACGACGGAGUUUUUGUCGACAGCAGAUUAUCUAUCCAUGUCCGCGACUUCUACAGAUAUGAUAGCUGAGUCUUCUACAGCAAGGGAUCGAUAUUCUCAAAGGACUACAGGCGUUACAACAGAGUCCUUAUCAAAAACAGACCACACCUCACCUGAGACUUCAAAAAUUUUCACAGCAGAGAGUCUUACACCAACAGAUCUAACUUCUGAAGGGACAACCAAGGUUGCGAUAGAGUCCUUAUUGACAACAUACCCUAUGACAUCACCUGAGGCUUCAACAGAUUUUACAGCGGAGACUCCCACAGCAACUGAUCGAACUUUUGCUGGGACAACCGAUGCUACAACAGAGUAUUUAUCCACAGCUGAUCAUCUUCAAACUGUGUCCUCAACUGAUUUCAUAGAAGAGAGUCCUGAACAAACUGAUCGAUCUUCUGAGGGGAAAACCAAGGUUACAACAGAGUCUAUGUCGAUAACUGAUUACAUACUCGUAUCUGGGCCUUCAACGGGUUUCACAGAACAUAUUCCUACACCUAUUGAUCAAACUUCACAAGAGACGCCCGAGGUCACAACAGAUUUUAUGUUGACAACAGACUAUCUACCCAUACAUGAGAGUUCAACAUAUUUCCUAGCAGAGUCUCCUACAGCAAGUUACCGAUCUUCUGAAGGAACAACCGACGUUACAACGGAGUCCUUAUCGAAGACACAGUACAUGACUACAUCUGAGACUCCAACAGAUUUCACAGCAGAGAUUCCCACACCAACUGAUCGAUCUUCUGAACGGGCAACAGAUGUCACAACAGAGACUUUAUCAACAAACGAUCAUCUACCAACUGCGACUUCAACUAAUUUCAUUGCAGAGACACAUCAGCCAACUGAUCAAACCUCUGAAUGGACAACAGGUAUAACAGAGUCUAUGUCAACAACAGACUACCUGUCUGCACCCGACACGUCAACCUCUUUCAUAAAAGAGUCAUCUACAGUUAAUAAUCUAUCUUCUAUAGUGACAACCAAUACUACAACAGAGCCUUUAUCGACAACUGAUCGUCCAUCAACUGAACCUUCAACUGAUUUUACAGUAUCGAGUCCAACACCAAGUGAUCGAUCUUUUGAAAGGGCAACCGAUUUCACAAAAGAAUAUUUUGCGACAACCCUGCCAACUGCACCAUCAACUGAUUUCAUAGCAGAAACUCCUCCACCUUCUGAUCACUCUUCUGAUGGGACAGUCAAAGUCACAUCAGAUUCUUUAUCGACAACAGCCUACUUGUCCGCACGUGAGACAACAGACGACAGCAUGACCUCACCGAAGACUUCAACAGAUUUCAAAACCAAGAAUCCUACACCAACUAUUCGAACUUCUCAAGGGAGAACAGAAGUCAUAUCGACUUUAGACUAUCUUUCCACACCCGAAACGUCAACUUAUUUCCUAGAGGAGUCAUCUACACCAAAUAAUCGCUUUUCUGAAGAGUCAACCAAAGUCUCGACAGAGUCUAUAUCAACAACUGAUUACCUGCUCGUAUCUAAGCCUUCAACGGACUUCAUAGAGGGGUCACCUUUACCAAAUGAUCGCUCUUCUGAAGAGACCACCAAUGUCCCAACAUGGUCUUUAUCGACGGCAGACUAUCUACUGACUAAGUCUUCAUCUGAUUUCACAGCAGAGACUCCUACCCUUACUGAUCGAUACUUUGAAGGCACAGCCAAGAUCACAACAGAGUCUUUAUCCGAGCCUUCAACAGAUUGCAUAGCAGGGACUCCUACACCUAUUGAUCAAACUUCUCAAGGGGCACUCGAGGCCACAACAGAUUCCAUGUCAACAACAUACUAUCUACCCAUAUCAGAGAGUUCAACAGAUUUCAUAGCAGAGUCUUCCACACCAAGUGAUCGAUAUUCUGAAAGGACAGCCGACGUUAGAACAUUGCCCUUACCGACAACAGACCACAUGACCUCAUUUGAGACUUCAUCAGUUUUCGCAGCAGAGAGUCCUACACCAACCGAUCAAACUUCUGAAGCGAUAACCGAGGUUACAACAGAGUCCAUAUCGCCAGCAAACUACUUGUCCACACCUGCGACUUCAACAAGAUUUUUAGCAGAUACUCAGACACCAACUGAUCGAUCUUCUGAAGGCAUUACCAAAGUCACAAUGGAGUCUUUUUCGACAACCCUGUCAACCGCAUCUUCAACUGAUUUCAUGGUAGAGACUCCUACUUUGACUGAUCGAUUUUCUGAUGGAACAACCUAUCUCACAACAGUGGCUUUAUCAACAGGUGAUCAUCUACCAACUGAGUCCUCAACCGAUUUUAAAACAGACACUCCUGAACCAACUGAUCCAUCUUCUGAAGGGACAACCAAGGUCACAACUCAGUAUCUGUCGACAACCGAUAAUCUACUCGUAUCUGAGUCUUCAACGGAUUUUAUAGCACAGACUAAUACACCGGCUGAUCGAUCUUUACGAGAAACGUCCACGGUCUCAUCUCAGACCUUGUUGACAGCUGAUUCUGAGACGUCAACAGAUUCUGUAGCAAUGUCUCCUUCACCAUCUGAUCGAUAUUCUGAAGAGACAACCGACGUCAAAACUGAGUACUUACCGAAAACAGACCACAUGACCUCGCCUGAGGCUUCAACACAUUUCACAGCAGAGGGUCCUACAACAACUGAUCGAACUGCUGCGGGGACAAACGUGGUUACAACAGGGUCUUUAUCCACAGGUGCUCAUUUACCAACUGUAUCCUCAACCGAUUUCAAAGCAGACACUUCUGAACCAACUGGAUCAACGGAGUCUAUGUCGACAGAGUAUUACCUACUCGUAUCUGAUCGUGAGACUUCAACGGAAUUCAUUGCAGAAACUCAUUCAUCAACUGACCAAUCCUCACGAGGGAAGUCGGACGUCACAUCUAAAGCCUUGCCGACAGCUGAUUAUCUACCCAUAUCUGAUACUUCAACAAACUCAAUAACAGAGUCUCCUAUAGCAACUGAUCGAUCUUCUGAAGGGACAUCUCUUGUCACAGCAGAGUUCUUAUUGACAACAGACCACUUGUCCUCGCCUGAGUCUUCGACGUAUUUUAUUGCAGAGACUCCGACACUAACUAGUCGAUCUACUGAGGGAACAGCCGAGGUAACAGGAAAACCUUUUUCGACAACCAAUUAUCUUCUCACAAGUGAGGCUUCAAAUUACUUCAUAACAGAGACUUCUACACCACCAACUGCUCCAUCUACUGACGAGAAGUCCAAAGUCACAACAGAGUCCUUAUUGACAACAGGCCACUUGCUCUCGCCUGAGUCUUCGACGUAUUUUAUUGCAGAGACUCCGACACUAACCAGUCGAUCUACUGAGGGAACAGCCGAGGUAACAGGAAAACCUUUUUCGACAAUCGAUUAUCUUCUCACAAGUGAGGCUUUAAAUUACUUCAUAACAGAGACUUCUACACCACCAACUGCUUCAUUUAAUGACGAGAAGUCCAAAGUCACAACAGAGUUUACAACAGGCCACUUGUCAAUGCCUGUGUCCUCGACGGAAUCCAUACCAGAGAUUGCGACACUGAUUGGUCGAUCUUCUACCGAAAUUACAACAAAGCCUCCAUUGACAACUGGUUAUCUAGCCACAAGUGAGUCUUCAACUUACUUCUUAACAGAGCCUUCUUCACCACCAAAUGAUCAAUCUACUAAUGCGAAGUCCAAGGUCACAACAGAGUCCUUAUUGACAACAAGCCACUUGUCCAUGCCUGUGUCCUCGACGGAAUCCAUACCAGAGACUUCGACACUAACUGGUCGAUCUUCUGAGGGGACAGCCGAGGUCACACCAAAACCUAUAUCGACAACCGAUUAUCUUCUCUCAAGUGAGGCUUCAACUUACUUCAUAACAGAGACUUCUACAACACCAACUGGUCGAUCUACUAACGCGAAGUCCAAAGUCACAACAGAGUCCUCAUUGACAACAGGCCACUAUUCCAUGCCUGUGUCCUCAACGGAAUUCAUAGCAGAGACUUCGACACUAACUGGUCGAUCUUCUGAGGGGUCUUCCGAAGUCACAACAAAACCUACAUUAACAACUGGUGAUCAAGCCACAAGUGAGGCUUCAACUAACUUCUUAACAGAGACUUCUACACCAACAAAUGAUCAAUCUACUAACGAGACGUCCAAAGUCACAACGGAGUCCUUAUUUACAACAGGCCACUUUUCCACACCUGUGUCCUCAACGGAAUUCAUAGCAGAGACUUCGACACUAACUGGUCGAUCUUCUGAGGGGUCUUCCGAAGUCACAACAAAACCUACAUUAACAACUGGUGAUCAAGCCACAAGUGAGGCUUCAACUAACUUCUUAACAGAGACUUCUACACCAACAAAUGAUCAAUCUACUAACGAGACGUCCAAAGUCACAACGGAGUCCUUAUUUACAACAGGCCACUUUUCCACACCUGUGUCCUCAACGGAAUUCAUAGCAGAGACUUCGACACUAACUGGUCGAUCUUCUGAGGCAACUGCCGACGUCACAACAAAACCGAUAUCGACAACCGAUUAUCUUUUCACAAGUAAGGCUUCAACUUACUUCAUAACAGAUACUUUUACACCACCAACUGAUCAAUCUACUGACGAGAAGUCCAAAGUCACAACAGAGUCCUUAUUGACAACAGGCCACUUGUCAAUGCCUGUGUCCUCAACGGAAUCCAUGCCAGAGUCUUCGACACUGACUGGUCGAUCGUCUGAGGGGUCUGCCGAAGUCACAACAAAACCUAUAUUAUCAACAAAGGACUCCCUGUCCUCCUCUGAGACUUCAACAUUGUUGGCUGUGGAUAAUCCUACACCAACUGAUGCAUCUUUUGAAGGGGAAACCGACAUCACAACCGAGUCUCUAUCUAAAACUGACAACCGAUCCAUACCUGCUAAUUCGACAGGUAUCAUUGUAGAGACUCAUUCACCAACUAAUACAUCCUUCACUGAAGGGACAACCGAGGUCACAACAGAUUCUAUAGCGUCAACAGGUUACCAAUCCACAUCAGAGUCAUCGACUGAUUUCAUGUCGGAGAAUCCUACCUCAACUAUAGAUUCUACAAGUUUUGGACAUUCUGCGUUACCAACGAAGCCGGUGUCUGCAACUGGAGUUUCUGAACACGUGGAGGAGACCACAGCUGAACCUACUACCACCUCAGAAACCAAACCUUUGACCACAACUAUUGGGAACACAACAGGUGUAACAACACUGGACACUACAGAGCUAACACCUACAAUGGAGUCUUCAACUUUAGUAAAGGCUUCAACAGAGGUCACAGAGGAUACUUCUAGAUCAGCGGUUAUUACGAGUGUCACAAAGGAGGACGCACUCUCAACAAUUUCGCUUCCAACACCAACUUACGGAUCAAGUGAAGUUACUCCCUCGGAAAUGAUAGCUGAGUCCGCAUCGACCACUAUGACAGUCUCAUCUACACCAAUUGGAAGUUUAACAGAAGGGGCUCCUGCAGGUACAUCAAGUUUUCAACUGACAAGUGAUGACCCUUUACAUUCAUUUACGACAGUUGGGUCAUCCGCUGACCAUAGUGUCCUGCCUGAGUCAUCAACAGCCAUCGAGGCUUCAACAGCAAUGACUGAAAUUUCAACAGACUAUAUUCUGACAAAGGAAUCGUCAACCGGCGUCAUAAGUGAUACGCAUACAUCAACUGGAACCAGUAGUUUAGGUACAAACUCAACACCAACGAGCACCUUCCAUGCAGAAUCGCGAUCAGCUGGAGCGACAUCAGAGACACAAACUCAAACAUCUUUGAGUAUGACCACAUCAAAGGGGUCAAAGCACACCCAGGUAACUGUUGAUGAAUCGACUACAAGUUCAGUGGAGGAUGGUAAAACAAACUCUCGUACUGGCGCUUCUAUUUCUACAACUUCAAACCCGUUUGCCACGGAUGGGACAUGGACAUCUUUAGACACGGGAACCCCGUCCACGCACCAUGUGACAAACAGUACGCCUCAGCCAACUUUGCAUACUACGAAGCUUCCUGAUAAUUCAACCACGAACCCGCGUGUGAGCUCCACUACACGAAGAACGUCUCUUGCACCAAACACGUCUAGGAGUAUGAAUUCAACGACAAGUGAUACUUCAUUGCCACCUUCGACAUCACCAUCAGGCCCACCGAAGCCGAAGGAAAAACUGCUCGAAGUAAGAAGUAAACUGGUUCUGAAAUUAGACAACUCAAGAGUUAAAAAUGAAACCGAAAAAGCCGAAAUUUUGAAAGCUUUGCAAUCUUGGGUCCGAAGUAUUCUCUCUCGCCACCCAUCCAUCAAAGAGGGCAAGGUCGGCAACAUUACUGAAGAAAUGAAUCAAAGUAUCGCCAGUUAUUCCGUGAUCUUCAAGCUGAAGACCCUAAAACACUACACAAUGAGAUCCCUCAUGAACUCACUUAUGAAUAUAGUUCGGAAUGAUUCUUCUGGAGGCAACACUACGGCCAUUAUGGAUAAUGUUAAGCUGUUGCUGGAACCGACUGCUGAACGAUUAAGAGGUGCCCUCCGCGCCGUGGAUGUCUGCCAAGCGACCAACAUCUGCCCGUUCGGCCAUUCCUGUGUCGCUCUGAACGGAACCAAGCUAUUCAGUUACAAAUGCCGACACAAGUGCGACACGUUUAGAUGUAAGAAUGGCAUCUGUAACCUGAACAGAGAAGGCGAACCAAGUUGCAAAUGCACUGUGACUGAGCUUUACAUUUUCAUCGGCAAGAACUGUGACGUCAGAAUCUCUCGGAUGCCACCUAGCGGCGGGAAGCCAAAAAUGAUGGCUCUUGGCGUCAUCAUGGCCGCUGCCUUUCUAAUAGGUGUCGCAAGUGUUUGUACUUGCUGUGGUGUCGUGGUCCGUCGGAGACGUAGACGACAGAAGGAGGAAUCGGCUGAUCAUUACGUCGACAUCUACGACAUAUGCGACGGGGCAUCGUGGGAUUGGCUGACCAACCUCGACUCCCUGAACAAUGCCACCAUUAACGAUAUCAACGACGGCGAAACAACCCAAGCAGACGGUGUCGAUAUCUAUCCAACAUGGCGGGUACCAAGGAUACACUUCAACGACACCUGGCUUGAAACAGAAAAACCAAAAGAUAAUGGCCACCUCGACUUUUUACAAGCCCGCAGACCAACAAUAGAAAGAUCUCCAUUGGUUCUAUCGCGGCCUGUUCCCUCUGACGUCACUUGGCAGGAGGCAAGCUCGUCUGACAACACUAGUAUACCGGAUGGAGUUUUUGAAGUGAAUGAUGAACUUUACGGAAACUUGACGUCGUUUCAGUUGCCUUUUAUACCGCGAGCUAAGCUAGAUCAUCCUCCCGAUAGGGGGCACCCUUCGCCCGAGGACACUAACCCUGAUGAAGAUUUUUCAUACUACUCAACAUAUUCUGAUGACGAUGAACGCACGGUGCAAACGCCGGCCUCUUUGACCCGCGAUGACGUCACGGAGGCCGACUCGGCCUGUAAUGCUACGGAGCCCCCCUACACUGACCAGUACAACACAAUCGAUUCUUACCUGAAUGGAAAUGGAAGAGAAAUGAGGAUUCGCUCCGUCCCACACAAGCCACAUAGCCUGUUCAAGAUGUGAAGCGGUUAAGAGAGUAGUCGACCUCCUCACUCUAGCGGAGAGAUCUGUUCUAUCCUCUUUACAGCAUCAACAACAACAACAUCAACAUCGAUCAGGGCCUGUGCGGAAGUUGAAGAGUGCAAGGAAACUGCUCAACAGUCCACUGAAGCAGAAGAUCAGGGCCUCCGGGUUGCAGUUCGGGCCAUUCUUCUAAUACAGAGAAUCUCACAGCGAGUAUUGCCAAAUUUUUACUAUGAUCAAAGAGUGAAUUAUAUUUGUAUAUAUGUAUAAAUUCGUUCGUGUUUUGUUUGAGCCAGUAAUUAUUAGAAUAUGUCUUCUUUUCAAGGCUGAGAAGAAGAUACAAAAUGUCAAUGAUGGUAAAUUCUCUCAAGAGUGAUAUGAAGUGCUUCCAGUGGACAGAAGGACAUAUAUUGGCUGCUGAGGUCAACUUUAUCUGGCUCACAUUGUCCACGGCAAUAGUCUUCCUUUAUAUAGGAUCAGUCAUGAUUUUAAUCCUGAAAGAAAUAUGUUUCCUUUAGACAUACACAUGUCACAAGUUCGAGAAAACUUGAUUCAGCAAAGAAAAAAAUAAGAUUGUUGGAAGCUUUAUUUGUAAAUUCACGAAUCAAAAAUACAUCUAUGUACAACAUUACGUGCAUUGCUCCUUGUUUUAU
Lineus longissimus is the source of this 17480-nucleotide messenger RNA. Its product is annotated as mucin-17-like. The coding region runs from base 1 to 16827 and encodes 5608 amino acids. The transcript has 9 exons. Lineage: Eukaryota; Metazoa; Nemertea; Pilidiophora; Heteronemertea; Lineidae. The record is from RefSeq and is a predicted model, not a curated record.